Molecule: messenger RNA, 3831 nt
Organism: Thecamonas trahens ATCC 50062
Lineage: Eukaryota; Apusomonadida; Apusomonadidae
Exons: 2
Coding region: 1-3750 (1249 amino acids)
Source: RefSeq, a predicted model, not a curated record
AUGCUGCGGAAGGGCGAUGGCGACGGUGAUGCUGCCGACGGCGCCAAGGCUAAGGCCCGCGAGAAGGUCAAGGUCCGCAAGAAAAUCCGCAAGCGGGUGCUGGCUGCAAACCAGGAGCAAGCUGUAGGCAAGGCCAAGGCCGCGGGACCCGAAGAGAUUGAGGUUGAUCCCAAGGACUUUUACUCGCCGUACGAGCUCCCGCUCAAGGUGACGAACUUGUACGGCACGCCGCGGCACAUCGAGCCCAACACCCACUUUUCGAUCCCGUACGCCAACGAGCUGUUUGAGGGCCACGUCUCGCUGGUCUUCCGUGGCGAGCCGCGCGAUCCACACUUUGACUCGAUCUACGACUCGUGGAAGACAGUGUUUGAGAUCCAGCUGCAGGGCAAGCUCAAGGUCAAGACGAGGUCGACGCUGUACAUGGGCAUCGAAGCCAUGGGUCCGGUCUCGAUCGGCAUCAUCGGCCGCGCGCUGGGCAAGAUCCUUCUCAAGCUCAUUCGGUCACAGACACGCGGCAUGGACGGCACGUUCAACGAGGGCGACGACCUCCGACCGCACAUCUGCUUUCCCAUGGCUAUGUUUGCCGACCGCUUUGUGUGGACGCCCGAGGGCGAAACGCCACCUGCCAUCGGCCAGUACCUUGACUGCGAGGACGACGAGUCGGCCAAGGCCCGUAAAAAGGCCGCAACCAUGGACGACCGCUACGGGCCCGACUCGGGCAUCCUCACCAUGUCGUUCCGCUCGCCGCGCCUCGACAUGGUCAACUGGAAGAUCAUCGACAUCCCGGGCAUGAAGGACAUCAACUUUGCGCCAUACCUCGCCGGCCUCGGCCUGCAGAUUGUCGCCUACGACAUGCCUCCCGACUGGACCGGCAUUCACCUUGACUCGGCCAAACAGUACUACUUUUGCUUUACCAUCGAGAACACUGGGACUGGCGUCCGUGCCCGCAAGUCAUACCCGGCGUCGGUCCCGCCCGAGUAUCUUUACCACCCGGGCGAUCCACGCCUCGACGCCGCCCUCGCCUCGCCACGCGAUUCCGAGUACGAGUACGAGUACGUCGAGACGUACGAGUACGAUGAAUUUGCUCGCGAUGAGGACGAGCCUGGCUCAGGCUCGGGCUCGUCGUCGUUCUGGUCGUCAGGCGGCGGUGGGUCGCCGCAUCGGUCUGCUCGCCGCCAGGCUGCCGACGACGACGACGACGAUGAUGAUGAUGAUGACCUCGACGCCGACAUGGACGACCCGUUUGAGGCAUCGCUCUUCUCACCGGAGCUCACCACUACGCUCAAGACUCCGGGGGCGCGGUACUCGUCGAUUUCGGUUCCUGCUCUCAUCGAGUACUACCCGCACAACAAGCGGCGGGUGCUGUAUGUGGUGCACGCAGUGCCGGCGGCAUCGUCAUCGGCGUCGGCGACUGCCCUUGCUAGCCCGCCGCCGCCGCUCACGCUCCCGAUGUACUCGCCGCCACCAUCAAUUGCGAUCUCGCCAGAGUCGGAAACUGGGCGAAUGACCUAUGCGUCGGCGUCCGACUCGUCAGAUGCCGGCGCCAGCUCGGGGUCGGGCCACGCCGACCCACCAACGCCAUCGCGGCCGACGCUGCCGUACGUCCGCGGGCGGUCAGGCUCGGCCGGCUCGCGGUCGGAAAGGGCGACAGGCGCUGGCGGUGCCGACGCUGCGUCGUCGGCCGACUCGUUCUCCAACUCCUCGGCUUGGACCGAGGUGGAGGAGAUUGGCGAGGCCGCCGUACCGAUCCGCAGCCAGGCGGACCCCGAAGGCCUGCGGGUCUCGCGGUCGGCGCGGUCGUUGACCUCGCUCAAGCGUGGCAGCAAGCGAUCGUCAUCGGGCUCGCGGUCGCAGUCACGGUCGCGGUCGCGGUCGCGGUCGCGGUCCGGCUCGAACUCGUCGCGAUUGCCACCAACGACGCUUUCGGCCCGGCGGACCGAGACUUCGGGCUCCGAGUACUCAUCGGGCUCGUGCAGCUCCAAGUACGAGGCACGCCGGGCAGUGGCGCGGGCGCCGCGGCGGCGGUCAGGCGAGAAAGGUCGGCGAGCUUCAGGCGGACCUUCGCGGUUUGUCGGCGUCUCGCUCUCACCGCUCGCCGGCGAGUACAAUCGGUUCUCGGCCGUGGCUCCAGCAGUCUCGGGCGUCCGCCGCGUCCUGCGGACAUACUCGGACAUCCGCGACCUCGAGGCGCACUUUCGGUCGCACUCGAUCUCGCGCAAGGGCCUCAAGAACCCUAAGGUUCGGCGGUACUCGCGGCUUGCCAAGGAGCGGUCGGCGCUUGACGCCUUUCUCUCCAACGUGGCGAGUGCGCGGUCGCCGGCGGCGCAGCAGCUACUUGCGCUCUUUCUCACCGACACGGUCUCGGGUGACGCGCGGUUCUUCCUCUCGGGCGCGCAUGAGCGCGACGCGGCCGACCUCUCGACCCAAGUCAAGUUCCACACCUCGGCUGUCCGCGCACUAGACGAGACGUACUGGCGCGAGGAGACGGCGCUGCUGUACUCGGACAACCUCUCGUUUUGUCAGUUUAAGCGCAAAGCGCGGCUGCACAAGAGGCAGAGAGUGCAAGAGGAGGUGACUGCCAUCAUUGCGCUUGACGACGUGCUCUCUGUCGGCCCGCUGGAGGACUCGAACACUCCGUUUGACGGCUUUGUCUUUGUCAAGAUUGUGACACUCGAGCGAGUCCACUACGUGUGCGUGGCGUCGGAGGAGGUGGCGGCGGCGUUUGUGGCCGCCAUCUCGGCGGCGUGCCAUAAGCUGCGGGCGUCGCGGCGGGCGCUGUCAUCGGCAGUGACGCAAGUCCGAGCGUCAAGCGCAGGCAGCCAGCAGGCGGUGUACGUUUACAGUGUGCCGCGGUUCAAGUCGCGGCUGCUGCUCAAUGGCCGGCGGCUGCUGUUCAAUCCAUUUGCGCCGUCGAUGGCGUCGGCCGUUGCCCCAUGGGAGGUUAUCGGCGAGCUGCUGCGUGAGGGCACCAUGCUCCGUGGGAGCGACGUGCACUCGGUCAAGGUCAACGCCUUUCUCGACGCCACUGUCGAGCUGAAGCGGCUGCGGAUGGACGAGCAGGUGUGGAACCACAACCAAAAGGUGGCGUUCUUCCUCAAUGCCUUCCAUCUCCUUGUCGUCCAUGCGCUCAUCGUCCUCGGGACACCGUCGUCCAAGAAGGAGGCGCGCCAGCUCUACACCGACUACUCGUACCAGCUCGGCGAGUACGUGCUCUCGGCGGCUGAGAUCGAGCACGCCAUUCUCCGGGCGCCGGCGACCAAGCACCCGGCGCGGCUGCAGAAGACCCGGGCACGGGUCUCCAAGCUCAAAAAGCUGCGGUCAAAGGACCCCGUGCCGCGGUUCGAGGAAUCUGAUCCGCGGGCUAAGUUUGUGCUCGACCGCGUCGACUGGCGCCUCAACUUUGCCAUCAUCUCGGGCUCGCUUGGCUCGGUCAUGACCUUCCCGGUCUACCAUCCGGACCACGUCGACUCGCAGCUCAACUCGGCGACCUCGGCGUACCUCAAUGCGUUCACUUCGGUCUCGGAGACAACCGCCGUCGUCACCCUUCCCAACCAGUGCGCCAAGCUCAUCCCGCACCUUGGCGCCACCCACCUUGCAGUCCUCCGCCGCCUCGAGCCGUUCUACCGUGGCUCGCUCGCCGCCGCCCUCCAGCGCGUCCUCGACUCUCGCGACAAGAACGUCUCGAUUCAUUUUGCCGAGCCCGAAAAGGGCGAGAAGCUAAGGUUCCACGCCGCGUUCUCCAUCGCCUAGCGGGGCCAAGUUCUUUCCUGCUCCUACUCAUCUCCUUUCCCAUCCCCUUUGCUGCCCCUAUCAAAGACAUACUCGCGUUGC